GUUAAAAGACCUAAAAAGACCAAUUAUCGAUACCGAGAAAGUAAUCAGGUAUAUCAUCCGAGAACGCAUGUUCGUUCCUUUUAUUUCGAUGUUUCGUCGUUGCAGACUCUCGAUUCCCCCACCUGUUUUUCCUUCUCUCCGUCCGCCCUUCUCUUCUUCUUCGUCUCUGGCUGCUAGAUACUUCUCCAAGGAUCCUGAGUUUGACAACUCGUCACUAACUCAGACCACUACUGGGUCUUCUAAGGCUACUUUCCCAGAGGGCUGCGACUACGAGCAUUGGUUCGUUCUUAUGGAACCUCCCAAGGGAUACCCUGUUCGGCACGAAAUCAUCGACGGAUACAUCCAAACCCUUGCCAUGGCCUUGGGAAGCAGUGUGGAGGCAGCCAAGAAAUCUAUUUAUUCAAUUUCUACGAAGUACUACUAUGCUUUUGGGUGCAGAGUACCUGAGAAGCUAACUUGCAAGAUCAGAUCCCUACCAAAUGUGAGAUGGGUUCUACCCGAUUCUUACCUAAACGCCAGUGAGAAUGACUAUGGAGGAGAACCAUUUGUUGAUGGAGAGGCUGUUCCAUAUGAAGAGAAGUAUCAUGCAAUCUGGCUUUGGGACCAAAAUGAUGCCAAACACAAAAACCAAGAUCAGUUAAGCAACAGUAAAAAGAAAAGAAAAUAAAGGAUGUCUCUGUUAGAGACUUAGACAUGGGAUUCAGGUCCUUUAAGAUUGGACAAA
Messenger RNA from Telopea speciosissima, 724 nucleotides. Its product is annotated as multiple organellar RNA editing factor 7, mitochondrial. The record is from RefSeq and is a predicted model, not a curated record. Gene Ontology annotation, biological process: cytidine to uridine editing; mitochondrial mRNA modification. Gene Ontology annotation, cellular component: mitochondrion. Lineage: Eukaryota; Viridiplantae; Streptophyta; Magnoliopsida; Proteales; Proteaceae. The coding region runs from base 68 to 667 and encodes 199 amino acids. The transcript is spliced from 4 exons.